AUGAAGCCACCAGAUGGCCCAGGGCAGGUACAUCUCAGCUCCUUCCUUUGCGAGGGGUCCUGGGUGGAAGUCAAGGGCGCACGCAUCUUUGGACGCCGUGGUUACCCGGGCCUGCUGGACAUGGCAACAGAAGGGACCGUGAUCUUCAACAACGUGGAAAAGUUGAACAAGGCGUUGGGUCCACUCCUCUUCAAACUGGCUGUGAAUGGUACGUACUGGUCCAAGGCGCGCCGCUUGGAGAGCAAAAGCAAGCUCAAAGUGAUCCUCAUUGCAGAGGAGAGGAUCGCAUGGCUACAGUCGAUGCUGACAGACAAUGCUGCACAGAUCAAAGUGCCGUCCCUACGAGUGAGGAAGAGGCUGCAGGCCUACGACUUCCCCAACAAUGUCCGGGAGCUGUUCUUCCUGGUUGACAACGCCUACCGCAACAUGGAGCCAGGAGGUACCAUCACAGCGGACCUUGUGUGGACGGCCCAGAGCGUUAAGAAGCUGGACAUCUUCAGAGUGAACUUGUUUGACAUCUAUCCAGGGCUUCGCCGAUUCUUACAGUCGGAUUGGCUGGAGCGCCUCAACCACGGCUUCACCAAGUAUGCCUUCGCAGCUUUUGUGAUCCUUCUGUUCAUAGGUCCUCAAACUUUUUCAGAGAACUUUGGCCUCAACCUCUUCUGGGCCUGGUGGUGGCCUGGCAUCCUCCUCACGUAUCCGAUUGUGGGCCGCUUUUGGUGCGCGAUUUGCCCCUUCAUGAUCUACGGGGAGGUGGUACAGCGCUGGCGGGUGGGCCAGGGGGCAGUGCUACAAAAGUGGCCCACGAAGAAGCUGGAGGCCUAUGGACCCUGGUUCCUUUACAUCCUCUUCUUCGGCAUCCUUCUUUGGGAGGAGUUGUGGGUGUUGGAGAACACAGCCUAUUUGUCCUCCUGCCUGCUGCUGCUCAUUACCUUUGGCGCCAUGGUAGGGUCCUGGUUUUUUGAGCGGCGAGUGUGGUGUCGCCAUCUCUGCCCCAUAGGUGGCAUGAACGGUCUCUAUGCAAAGUUAGCUCUUGUAGAGGUACGUUCACAGCAGGGGCAGUGCAAGGCAUCUUGCAAUACCUUCCACUGCUACAAAGGAGGCCCUGAGGAGGGUGAGGGACAGGAGACAGGUGGCUGCCCACUCUACUCCCACCCUGCCAGUCUCAAGGACAACAAGAACUGCGUGCUCUGCUUCACAUGCCUCAAAGCCUGCCCACAUCGCACAGUUCAGGUGAACCUGAGAGCUCCGGGCUUGGACUUUGGUUUCCCUUUCUUGUUCCCAAUCCCUGGCACCCGUGCAGCAUCGCAGCAUGAGCCGAGUUUACCAGAGCUUGCGCUGCUGUUCCUUCUGUUGGGUGCUGUUUUCUGCCACCAUCUUCAGGACCUGGUCGUUCAGACCGGCGCGCCGCCAAAUCUGCUGGAGGAUUUUGCAGUGCAUUCUGGGAUGGCAGUGGCAGCACUGCUAGCACCCGGUAUUUUCGUGUGGCUCAUGGACCGGUUGGCCCGGGGAUUGAGUUCGCUGCUCUAUCCGGAUCAGGUUGCGCUGAUCCUGGGGAAUGACUUCGUGGACUUGGGCUACAGCUACUUGCCCCUGACCUGGCUGGCCUCCCUCGCGCACUACUUGAAGUUGGGCUUGGUGGAUGCAGGGCAGGUGCUGCCAACAGCUGCCCGGACCGCCGGUUACUUUGCAGCAGCCAUGGCCCAGUGGGCACCUGGAGUUCCAGGCUCGGCCUUCGCGCAAGAGCAGCUGAAGGCUCUGGAGGAGUCCCUGCCGAGCCUCUCCGCGUCUCCCGACGUGGUCGCCUUCCUCCAGGGCGUCUCGCUGUUGCUGGCUGCUGUUUUCAGCUUGCAGAUGCUCACCAAGCUAGGUGGCAAGGCGCCCUUUGCCUGGAUCCACCAAGCAGCCAUCAUCUUGCUGACCUGGGAGCUCUGGCAGCUUAUUCUCUGA
Symbiodinium pilosum is the source of this 1950-nucleotide messenger RNA. Lineage: Eukaryota; Dinophyceae; Suessiales; Symbiodiniaceae. The record is from the annotation of a GenBank genome assembly.